Impatiens glandulifera is the source of this 2623-nucleotide messenger RNA. RefSeq names its product nuclear pore complex protein NUP62. Gene Ontology annotation, biological process: RNA export from nucleus; protein import into nucleus. The transcript has 9 exons. Lineage: Eukaryota; Viridiplantae; Streptophyta; Magnoliopsida; Ericales; Balsaminaceae. Gene Ontology annotation, molecular function: phospholipid binding; structural constituent of nuclear pore. Gene Ontology annotation, cellular component: nuclear pore central transport channel; nuclear pore. The record is from RefSeq and is a predicted model, not a curated record. The coding region runs from base 207 to 2492 and encodes 761 amino acids.
CUGUUCAAACGCUACCUCUCUCCAUUUCUACUUCUUCCUCCGAACAGUGACCGCCACCUGAACAAACGCCAUCGCACAUACGCUGCCGCACUCUCACGCUACCUUAAGUCCCGACGCCGGAACCGAUCUCCACCAUCGCCUGAAUCUCCAGACCAGCUGGUGAAUACUACUGCCUUGCUUCGGUUCACCGGCAGAGGUAAUUAUCAAUGUCUGCCCCCGCGUUCUCCUUCAAUCCAUCCUCUUCUUCCUCCUCCUCUUCGCCAUUCUCCUUUGCGUCGUCCACUACCCCAUCUUCUUCUCCGUUCGGUUCAUCAUUUUCUAUGCCUUCUUCAAACCCUAGUGCACCUUCUUCAGGAGCAUUUUCGUUAUCGUUCAAUUCAUCUGCAUCUCCAUCGCCGUCCCCUUCUCCAUUUUCAUCUGCUUCCCCUAACACCUUUGGAUUUGGAGGAAAUGCGGCCCCGGCGUCAUCCGCUUCCGCUUCCGCUAGUUCCUUCGGUUUUGGAGCAAGUGGUGCACCUGCCUUCGGAUUCGGAUCAACUGGUGCAUCGGCUUCAGCUGCUUCCACUCCUUCCUUUGGAUUUGGCGCAACUGGUGCAUCGGCUCCAGCCGCUUCCACCCCUUCCUUUGGAUUUGGCGCAACUGGUGCAUCGGCUCCAGCUGCUUCCACUCCUUCCUUUGGAUUUGGCGCAACUGGUGCCUCUGCUCCUUCUUUUGGAUCUGGAUUAACCAGCACAGCGGCUUCCACGACAUCCACUCCUUCAUUUGGAUUCGGAUCAACUGGCAUAUCAGCUUCACCUGCCUCCGCACCAUCAUUAGGAUUUGGAUCAACCGUUGCUGGUUCUUCGCCAGCGCCUCUUUUUGGGAUGGCAUCGUCUCCUUUUGGUGCUUCUGCUUCCGGAUCAUUUGCGACCUCAGCGGCGCUUGGAUCUUCAUCUGCUACACCAUCGCUGUUUGGGGGAGGUUCAUUAGGUUCGGUUUCGUCUGCUACUACCACAACUACAUCGUUGUUUGGGGUUUCAUCGGGUCCAGGUGCUUCUACAAAUUUGUUUGGAUCAUCUACUCCUAGUUCACCAUCACCGUUUUCUUCAUCAAACAUAUUUGGGACACCUUCUUCUACAUCGGCAUUGGCUAAUGCAUCUGCUCCAUCAUCUCCGUCUCCUUUACAGGCCUCUUCUUCUACAGCUUCAACUGCACCCACUUUUCCUAGUAUGUUUGGAUCUUCUGCAUCUAGCAUAAGUUCCUCCUCAGCCUCACCAUUUUCAGCAGCCUCUACCCCUUCAUUUUCCUUUCAUUCUGCAUCCUCAGUUUCAACAACUCCUGCUGUUGAAUCAACUUCUACAGGUUCCUCCACCUUCUCUUUUGCAAAUGCGUCAGCUUCUGGUUUCUCUUCUUCUCUUGGGUUUGGUGUAACAGGAGCUUCUGCUACCAGUACUGCUUCCACUGCUGCUCCAACAUCGGCCACUCCAGCUGCAAAGCCUGCUGCAUUAAGCUUUGGGACUGGCGCUUCUUCAUUAUUCUCAACUGUUACAACAACCACAGGUGCUUCCACACCAGCAGCUACAACGGGGGCUGCUUCUUCACAGGCUUUUCCAUCAUUUUCAUUAAGCUCAUCAUCCCCAGCUGCAUCUGUCUCUUCAGUCACCACUACUUCUCUUCCCAGCUUUUCCUUGUCUACCAAAGCACCAGCAACUGCAUCUUCAGCACAGGCACCAGCAACCACUGUUGCUUCUCUUUUUGGUACUUCUACUUCUACCACUGCCACAGUGACAACUACUACCAAUGCUGCAACUACAUCAACUUCUCUCGCAUUAGCUACUGCCACUCCUGGCUCAACAUCAGCUGCUACAACUGCUGUAGCCACUGCACCGAAAUUACCAUCUGAGAUAACUGGAAAAUCUGUCGAAGAGAUCAUUAAAGAAUGGAACUCUGAGCUUCAAGAGCGUACUACUAAAUUCAGAAAGCAGGCCAACGCAAUUGCAGAAUGGGAUAAAAGGAUCUUGCAGAACAGAGAUAUACUUCUCAGGCUGGAGAGUGAAGUUGCUAAUGUGGUUGAAACACAAACCAACCUAGAGAGGCAAUUAGAGCUAAUUGAGACUCAUCAACAAGAGGUUGACAAGGCUUUACUGAGCAUUGAAGAAGAAGCAGAACGUAUAUACAAAGACGAGCGUAAUAUGCUUCUUGAUGAUGAAGCUGCAUCCACAAGAGAUUCAAUGUAUGAGCAGUCUGAAAUGAUAGAAAGGGAACUGGAACAAAUGGCGGAACGGAUCAAAACCAUCAUUCAGACCCUUAAUGCUAGUCAGGGUGGAGAACUGGAAACUGUAGAUGGAAGGAGUCAUCUUGAUGUUGUUGUCAAAAUCUUAAACAAUCAACUCAGUUCACUAAUGUGGAUUGAUGAGAAGGCUGAAGAUUUUUCAUCCCGAAUCCAGAAGCUUGCAAGCCAAGGCUCGGCAGCAGAUCGUGAACUAACUGGACCGAGAUUCUGGUUGAAAUAGGAAGAAUUGGAUUAGUUAGAAUUGCCAUUUUCUGGGAUGAUGAUGAUGUUAAAGAUAACUGAAUUUCAUCUACUUAUUCUAUCAAAAAUAACUUGUGUAUUUGAAUGAAGGUGGAAAAAACUUCUUUGUUA